AUGCCAAAUAACUACAUUUUCCACAUGUUUUUAUCUCCUUUCUUUCAGAUUCAAGGUUUCCCUCAACCAUCGUCUGCAUCAUGUGAGGACAUCACCAUCCCUCUGUGCAGAAGCCUUCCCUACUCUCAGACUGUGCUGCCGAACCUCCUGGGCCACGUCUCUCAGGCGGAUGCCGGCCUGGAGAUUCAUCAGUUUUUUCCUCUGGUUAAAGUGGGCUGCUCCCCUCACCUCCAGCCCUUCCUGUGCUCCGUCUACGCCCCUGAGUGUGUGGUGGGGACGCCCCGGCCCCCCUGCAGGACGCUCUGUGAACACGCUCGCUCCGGCUGCGAACCUCUGAUGAAAAAGUUUGGUUUUGUGUGGCCGACAGCCCUCAGGUGUGAAGCCUUUACCACCGAGUCCUGCGAACACGUGAGUCUGCUCUCUGAGGACAGAU
Notothenia coriiceps (black rockcod) is the source of this 433-nucleotide messenger RNA. Its product is annotated as frizzled-7-like. Gene Ontology annotation, biological process: non-canonical Wnt signaling pathway; canonical Wnt signaling pathway. NCBI's taxonomy places the organism in Eukaryota, Metazoa, Chordata, Actinopteri, Perciformes, Nototheniidae. Gene Ontology annotation, cellular component: plasma membrane. The record is from RefSeq and is a predicted model, not a curated record. Gene Ontology annotation, molecular function: Wnt receptor activity; Wnt-protein binding. The annotation marks the transcript as partial. The transcript has a single exon.